Gongylonema pulchrum is the source of this 855-nucleotide messenger RNA. Lineage: Eukaryota; Metazoa; Nematoda; Chromadorea; Rhabditida; Gongylonematidae. The record is from the annotation of a GenBank genome assembly.
AUGGGUCUGAGUCGAAAAGAAUGGUUGAUUCUCGGGGCAAGUUGUGCCACUAGUGCUGUUGUAUUGCACUACACAGCAAAAUUUGUGCGACAGUACAUCAAAGACCGCAAACAUCCAUAUGUGACUGUGGGACAAGUGUCCGAACUUUACAUUUAUCCGUUGGAGUCAUGCCGUGGUCGGCAGGUAAAUUCCAUGAUUUGUGAAGAGUAUGGAGGGAAGCACGAAGAAUUGGAGGAGCGUCAUUUUGUAAUGGUGGAUAUGCGUACAAAGGCAAUGAUUACCGCAUUAACGCAUCCACGAUUGGUCCUUGUUGACUGUGACGUAACCGAUGGAGUGCUUACGCUAACUACACCCGAGAGUACUCCAAUUCGUGUCAACAUUCACAAAGUUGUUAAGGAGAACAAAAUUAUAACGUACAAUUUGUGUGAGAAUGUGAAACGAUCAGGUUUGGACUGCGGCACAGCAGCAGCGGAAUGGUGCACUCGGACGCUGCAGAUUGUCGCACCAGUCAAGCUUCUUUACUGUGUCGACGGAUUGGCUGCACAGCCGAGUAUCCUGGGAAAGUGCUUGAAUGCAUGGAGCCAAUAUCAGAAUCAGUGCGUACGGUUAACACCGUACAUUUCAAUAAACCAGGAAUCUCUAAACAAUCUGAACAGUCAUUCUGAAUCUGAUGGUGUACCGGCAACAACCAGACAUUUCCGGCCAAGUAUUGUCAUCGAUGAGUGUGAGCCAUACGACGAAGAUAAGUGGAUGGAAAUCAGGAUCGGCAAUUGUGAAUUCGACUGCUUCGAGCCAUGCGCCAGGUUACUUUUCACGCUGGAGACAACAAUUAUUAUGCGACAUAUAACACUGUAA